UCCUUACCAUAUCCAUCCUUCUUGUCACCUAUCCUACAAAAAAGAACUCUCUUUCUCUACUGUUUGGUCGAUCUAAAAGACUUUUUACUUUUUUGUAAAUUUUUUUUUCUUUUUUCCAAGUUUUCAUUGUUGCUACUCCCAAGUGUAGAUUCUGCGUUUGAACAAAACCGAAACGUCUUCAAGGUUUGGCUUUUUUUUUCCUCCGAGUUUUUUUUCGUCCUUACAAAACAAAAACCUCGGAUGCUAUCUCUUUCCUCAAGAAAGAUCCAAACUUGAUUCAUAAUCUAUAAUCUGAAAAAGGAAAAAUAAAAAAUGGGUAAGAGUUGGUUUGCUGUUGUGAAGAAGGCCUUCACUCCAAGACCUAAACAAAAUAAAGAUGAACAGAAGCCACAUAAGGCCAAGAAAUGGUUUGGCAAAUCCAAGAAGUUGGAUGUUACCAAUCCUGGUGUAGCUGGUUCCUUGCCUAGCAGCAACACUCUUUGUGUUGCCAGAGAAGCAAAACUAAAGGAGAUCGAGGAAGAACAGAGCAGACAUGCUUACUCUGUGGCUGUUGCAACUGCUGCCGCCGCAGAUGCGGCUGUUGCAGCUGCUCAAGCUGCAGCUGAGGUUGUUCGUCUCACUGCAGUAUCACGUUUCCCUGGGAAAUCAAAGGAAGAGAUUGCAGCUAUCAAGAUUCAGACAGCAUUUAGAGGUUAUAUGGCAAGGAGAGCAUUGCGUGCGUUGAGAGGCCUUGUGAGGCUAAAGUCUCUAGUCCAAGGGAAAAGUGUAAGACGUCAAGCCACAUCAACAUUGCAGAGCAUGCAAACACUAGCUAGAUUACAGUAUCAGAUCCGUGAGAGGAGGCUCCGUUUGUCAGAGGAUAAGCAGGCUUGUGCAAGAAAGCUUCAACAAAAACACAACAAAGAGUUUCCUAAAAUUGGAGGAAACUGGGAGGAUAGCACAUUGUCUAGGGAGAAAGUUGAAGCAAACAUGUUGAACAAGCAAGUAGCAACAUUGAGAAGAGAGAAAGCACUUGCGUAUGCAUACACUCAUCAGAAUACGUUGAAAAACUCAUCUAUUUCACAAACAUUCAUGGAUCCGAACAACCCGCAUUGGGGAUGGAGUUGGCUAGAGCGUUGGAUGGCUGCACGACCAAAUGAAAACCAGCCAGUCACACUCACACCAGACACUGCUGACAAAACCUCUUCUGCUGCGAAUAGUAUAGCAAGCCGUGCCAGGUCUGAGAUAAUCUCACGAGGCAGAAAGCCUUCGCCGAAACGAAUCACACCACCGAACAGCCGGAGAAUGUCAAGCCCUGGAGUGAGGAGGCAAGCCGCGAGUGGUGAUGAAGACUCGAAGAGCAGGUUGAGUAUCCAAUCAGAACAACCCGGCAACCACCGUAGGCAUAGCAUUGGCGGGUCAUUGCCGUCAACUAGAGACGAUGAAAGCAGCAUCGCUAGUAGUAGUGUCUCUCAGUCUGUUCCAGGAUACAUGGCGCUUACACAAGCAGCUAAAGCAAGAGCACGGCUCUCAAACCUUAGUCCUUUAGGCUCAGAGAAGACGGCGAAAAAGCGGCUUUCGUUCACUGAGUCUCCUAAUAAGAAGACUGUGAGGCGGUUUUCAGGUCCUCCUAAGCUAGAAAGCAGUGGUAGCAAUAAAAAUAAAGAUACUGGUGGUGUUGCUUAAGCAGGAGACUGGAUAUAAUUUAGACAAAAGUCUGCAACAGAGGUGAGAUCAGAUCAGAGAAGAUUCUGUUGUGGCUUUUGUCUAUAACAGUUUUCUUGAUUUUGUUUUUGAUUUUUUUGACUGCUUUAAACUUAACUAUUUGUUUUGAUUUUUUUAUUGGUUGUUAUUCGGUAAUGUAACUUUCCUAAUUGAUAAAAAAGACAAAAAUAUAAACAAGUUUAGAGAUUUU
Molecule: messenger RNA, 1894 nt
Organism: Raphanus sativus (radish)
Lineage: Eukaryota; Viridiplantae; Streptophyta; Magnoliopsida; Brassicales; Brassicaceae
Product: protein IQ-DOMAIN 3
Exons: 7
Coding region: 313-1665 (450 amino acids)
Molecular function (GO): protein binding
Source: RefSeq, a predicted model, not a curated record